Molecule: messenger RNA, 1815 nt
Organism: Clunio marinus
Lineage: Eukaryota; Metazoa; Arthropoda; Insecta; Diptera; Chironomidae
Source: the annotation of a GenBank genome assembly
AUGGAAGAAACCAAUCAGAAUAAAACAAUUUAUCACCUUCCAGAAGAGAUCAUUGCUAAAAUAUUCAAAUCUUUGAACACCGGAUCAUUAAAAUCUGCUGCGCUUGCUUGCAAAUUAUGGAAUGAUAUAGCAUCCAGAAUGGAUUGGAAACUGAAAUUAGAUUCUGGAAAUGCCUCAGAAUAUCAUGACGCAUGGAUUGAAGAGUUGCUGGAGAGCAAACGAAAAUUUGUGUCGGUCAAACUUGAAUCAAAGCAUGAAUGGAACAAUCGUUUGGUGGAUAUUUUCGAGAAACAUGGAAAUCAAGUUCAGUUAUUAACUCUCUAUUCAUGCACAAUCAACAACAUGGGAAUUUUUUGUAAAAUUUUAAAUGCUAUGUUAAAAUUGAAGAAAAUUGUUUGCCUUAAAACAUCAACUGAAAAUGGAUUGCCAACUGAAUUUGCCGAAGGUAACUUGCCCCAACUUCAAAAGCUCGAAACCUUGGAGUUAGCAGACUGUAGCUAUAAUAUGCUGGGAUGCUUCGAAAAAGCCCAAAUCAACACUUUUAAAAUUUAUGGAUCUUAUAAUGAUGAAAAACAAGAUUCAAAGAUUUUGUUUCACUUUUUAGCCACCCAAAAGUACAUCAAAUGCCUUGCCUUACGACAAUUAAACGAACAAAAUUGUCAAAUCUUUGAAUCUCCUAUCAAAAUUGAAAAUGUUCCUUUCAAAUUGAAGAAACUUUCAUUAUGGAACAUCAAACUUCGUGAAACGCCAAACGAUUACAAUAACUUGUUGAAGUUUCUUCAAUUCCAUUCUAACACAGUCGAAGAGUUGGAACUGAGAACUAAUUAUCCCAGCUUCAUAAUCGAAUAUAUUUUUUCAAAGUUCAAGAGACUUUCAUCAUUAAGAAUCGAUGGAGAAAUAAUCCCAAAAGACUUAAGUUUUUAUCAGCGACUUGAAGUCAAUCCAAGUGUAAAACGACUCAUAAUUUUCUGUCCACCUAAAAGUAGUGAUACUUCAAAAGAGUUUUACAAACACAUUCCUAAUGUUGAAACAUUAGUCAUAGUGGCAGGAAGUGUCAGCAGCAUGGCAAUCGCUUCAAGUGUAUUUACUCGAUUAAAACAUUUAGAAGUUCCUCAUACAUAUGAAACAUUCGACAACGAUUUCAAGAGACUUUCAUCAUUAAGAAUCGAUGGAGAAAUAAUGCCGGAAGAAUUAAAUUUCUAUGAGCGACUCGAAAUCAAUCCAAGUGUCAAAAGACUCAUAAUUUACUUUCCGCGUCGAAGUAAUGAUGUUAUAAAAGAGUUCUACAAACACAUUCCCAAUGUUGAAACAUUAGUCAUAGUGGCAGGAAGUGUCAGCAGCAUGGCAAUCGCUUCAAGUGUAUUUACUCGAUUAAAGCAUUUAGAAGUUCCUUGUACAAAUGAAACAUUCGGGAGUGAUGUAAAGUUUCCAAAUUUGCGGACAAUUUAUUUUGGCUGUAUCAGUUGUCCAAUAGACUGGACAACACUUGCAGCUAAUAAUCCAAAGGUGACGAAAAUAAGAAUUGAAACAAUCAAAGGAAGUAUAAACUAUGUUAUGAUGUUGAGUCAAAUGAAAUUACAAAUUUUAGACCUUACAGCUAUUUACACCGACGAUAAUUUCUUUAAAGCUUUACGUGAAAAUACUCAAGAUUUGAAAUUGUUUCGUAUUCAUAAAGAUAGUUUUGAAGGAAAUCUUCCGGAUCUUUCUGAUAUUAAAUGUCUGAGCUUGAAUGACGAUGCAUUUGGAGAUUGUAUUAGAACUGGAGAAUUUUGGGAUUACGGAGACUACGAAGAUGAUUCAAAUGAAGUGCUGUGA